This is a messenger RNA of Toxoplasma gondii ME49, 2010 nucleotides long. RefSeq lists its product as hypothetical. The record is from RefSeq and is a predicted model, not a curated record. The transcript has 2 exons. NCBI's taxonomy places the organism in Eukaryota, Apicomplexa, Conoidasida, Eucoccidiorida, Sarcocystidae. Bases 1 to 2010 code for a protein of 669 amino acids.
AUGACUCGCACGGGCCAGUGCGUCGCUGUUUCCUUUUCGUCCUUCCUGCCCCUGUGUGCGCUGGUGGUCCCCCACUUUGCACUGGGUUCGCGCUUGUCGCCAGGCAGGACGGUCAGCGAGUCUCAAAAAAUAGCGUCAGGCGAACCAGACGGGGUGAGCGACGGACAAAUGAGACUCCGCGUCUCACAUUUCGCUCUCGCAGCUGCGGCUUUUCACCAUCCCGCCGCUGUAUCCGUGGCGGCGGCUAAAGACCCAGUACUGCGAGUGACGCAGAACUGCACGUUCGUCCUGCGACUCACAUGCCACCCCUCUGCCCUUGCUGCCCUCCUCCUCUUGGUGUCGUGGGGGUGUCCAAUAUACGCGCAGCUCCCGCGACCCUUUAGUUGCGAAUCCCGCGCGUCAGCUCUCCUCGUGGAGCAACAGCCAGACUCAUCGACGGAAUCGAGCAGCCCUCGUCGUGAAGGAGUGGCAAGCCGAAGACUGUCCGUUUCGACUCCUCCCCCCUCUGUUUCACCUCCUCCCCAGUCUCCUUCACCUCCCUCUUCACCUACUCCCCCUCCUCGCUCUUCUCCUACUCCCCCUCCUCACGGUUCUCCAAGUCCCCCGUCCUCUCCCGCUGUCAGUCCGCGGGCUUCCCCUCCCUCUGAGCUUCCGGGUGUUCCUCUUGCCUCACCUCCUCGGAAGCGGCAGCGAAAGAGUUCGAGGGGAGAUGCAGGAGCGUCUUCAGCGCCGGGGUCUCCAACGGGCUCGACGUACAGUGCGGUCUCCAUGGAACUGGACCCUGGGUCGCCAGCUGGCUCAGUUGGGUCCAGUCCUUCGUCCGCGCAACUGGAAGGUUCACCGGGAGAGGCUGCACGGACGUCUGGUUUUCCUCAGCGACUGGCACUCCAGAGAUUCGGCGCCUCGGGAUCGCCAUGGAAACCGGCUUACGGACCGUCUUGGACGGUUCAAAAGCCGGUGCCGCGGGCAAGGACUCUGCUAAAGGAUCCUGAACCUGGAGGAUCGCCUAGAGACUUGCUGUUGCGCGGCCCACAGAUGUCAGGGGCUCGAGGACGUGCGUCUUCUCAACCAACUGCAUCGCCUGUCCAGCAGUGGUGGACAUCGCCCCGAGGUCCACGCCGUGCGUUGGAGUUCAGCUCAGCUGCUCUGCCGCAAGAAACAGAACCGGCAGGACACCCCGGAGUGCCGACCCCGACAGCGGAAGAGGACCCUGGACUCGCCACCUCGACAAGUUCUGCAGGAGCAGUCGGAGGAGCCUCUGCAGGUCCCUCGGGCAUGCAAGCUGCACGAGGCGAACAGGGAACAGGAGGGAUUUUCGCGGAUGACGAGAGACCGUCGACAAGCACUGGGGGGCCGACGGGAAGAGGGCGCGCCCUUAGUUAUGCAUUCGUAUCUUCUGAGAGACCACGUUGGACGCGGCAAGCGACGCCGGGGGAGCCCACGCAGCUGAGAAUGCUGGCCCAGCUCCGGCAAGAGCGUGGACAGACACAGACUCCUCCGUGGUGGGAAGGAGUUGUUCCAUGGCAUGUGUGGUUUUUUGCGUGGUCGAAUGAACCGACGCAGCAACACCUUGACAACUGCAAGCCAGGAAGGGCCUGCUGGUUCUGCGUGUACCAUGAAGGUGGCAGGUACACAACGAAGUGGAUGACGAAGGAAGCAGUUCAGUUUUAUUUCAAUGUUCAAGCUCUCAGGCGGAGAGACGUGAAUGCCGCCAUUACGAAGUCUCUUCGCAGGAUGAAGCGGGAAAUGAGAGCAGUCAAGCAGGGGCGUAGGUACCCCCCAUUUCGGCCGUGGAGGGAGCCGCGCGACCGGAGCCAGCCUCUUCCACUUCACAAAAUCAGUGCGCGUUACGUUCGAUGGCUACUGAGAAAAGGGCAGGACUUCGAAGAACCGCGGCGAGUCGUCGACCGACUGCUUUCGUGGGAGUCCAGCGAUUCCUCAGACGACGACUUCAAGCCGCCGCACAAUCCUGAAUGGUCCCGAUGGAGAAAAAAAAAGAAGCCCGAGUGA